Messenger RNA from Lithohypha guttulata, 549 nucleotides. RefSeq lists its product as uncharacterized. Gene Ontology annotation, cellular component: RNA polymerase II transcription regulator complex. Gene Ontology annotation, molecular function: DNA-binding transcription activator activity, RNA polymerase II-specific; transcription cis-regulatory region binding. The coding region runs from base 1 to 549 and encodes 182 amino acids. NCBI's taxonomy places the organism in Eukaryota, Fungi, Ascomycota, Eurotiomycetes, Chaetothyriales, Trichomeriaceae. The transcript has 2 exons. The record is from RefSeq and is a predicted model, not a curated record. Gene Ontology annotation, biological process: regulation of DNA-templated transcription.
AUGGAAUCAGAACAGUUCGACUUGACGUUGCAACCGACAUGGACAGCAGAUGGCUUCCUAGCAGCCGGUCUCAGUGCCUUAGGAACGGCUCUAGAUGCGAGCUACGCUAGUCCUUCCUGUCCGACGAAUUCAGCAAUUUCGAUUGCAUUUUCGAUGCCCAGCAUGGAACUUCAAGAUUCGAUGCUCGGCCUGCACGAUUUCUACGAAACAAAGAGCCCAAACACACGAUAUGGCUCACUAGACGGUGGACAUCCAGGUGCGAGCAUCCUUGUUCCACUGGUCAGAAGUCGGAGCUUAACAGAUGAUGCUCGGAAAAGCGCUAAAGAGCGCCGGAGGACGCAGAAUCGACGUGCUCAGCGUGCAUAUCGACAACGCAAGGAACAGAUAAUGAAGGAUCAGGAGACUGAAAUUGAGAGUCUGAAGCUGCAGCUAGCCAAGGAGAAGAGACUGACUUUAGCUUUGGCGAGAGUGAUAGAAUUCUUAAAAGAGCAAUUGAAGACAGUACAAAAGUCGAGUCCAGCAGCGAAUGAGGAAGCUGCCGUGAGCUGA